Messenger RNA from Anopheles maculipalpis, 1047 nucleotides. Its product is annotated as elongation of very long chain fatty acids protein AAEL008004-like. The transcript is spliced from 7 exons. Gene Ontology annotation, cellular component: endoplasmic reticulum membrane. Gene Ontology annotation, molecular function: fatty acid elongase activity. Bases 71 to 970 code for a protein of 299 amino acids. Lineage: Eukaryota; Metazoa; Arthropoda; Insecta; Diptera; Culicidae. The record is from RefSeq and is a predicted model, not a curated record. Gene Ontology annotation, biological process: fatty acid elongation, polyunsaturated fatty acid; sphingolipid biosynthetic process; fatty acid elongation, monounsaturated fatty acid.
ACAGCAGUGUCUCAGUGUGUGCUUCUUAAAAGUCUGAUACCUCCCAAAACAGAACUACCCCAAAACAAAAAUGGCUUCCACCACAAAUGCGACCACAUCGUCGAACUACUGGGACUUCCUGUUCACCGAGCUGGCCGAUCCGCGGACAAACCACUGGCCACUGAUAUCUUCGCCGGUGCCAGGUUUAACGAUCAUUGCCAGCUACCUGUACUUUGUGCUCAACUUUGGCCCGAAGUACAUGGCCAACCGAAAACCGUUCCAGAUGCAGAAAACCCUGGUCGUGUACAACUUCAUUCAAGUGCUAGUCAGCAUAUAUCUGUUCGCUGAGGGUUUGGACGGUGCUUGGCUACGACACUACAGCUGGAGAUGUCAACCGGUGGACUUUAACGAUAAUCCCGUCGCCAUGAGGGUCGCUCGUGGCUGCUAUGUCUACUUCCUGGCCAAAAUCUCCGAGCUGCUGGAUACGGUGUUCUUCACACUACGGAAGAAAGACAACCAGAUCACCUUCCUUCACCUGUACCACCACACCGUGAUGCCAAUGAUCUCUUGGGGCGCUACCAAGUACUACCCCGGAGGACAUGGAACCUUCAUCGGUGUGAUCAACUCGUUCGUACAUAUUGUGAUGUACACGUACUACAUGAUGGCGGCGAUGGGACCUCAGUACCAGAAGUACCUCUGGUGGAAGAAGUACAUCACCAACCUGCAGAUGAUCCAAUUCGGCAUGGCAUUCGCUCACUCCGCCCAGCUGCUGUGGACCGACUGUGGCUACCCACGCUGGUCCGUUUUCUUCACCCUCCCGAAUGCAAUCUUCUUCUACAUGCUGUUCAACGACUUUUACAAGAAAUCGUACGGAUCGAAAAAAGCAGCAGCUGCCGCCGCCGCCGCUACCGCUCCAGUCACUGCCACCGAUGCCACCGUUAAGCCGAUCGAAAACAAUAACUCGCCAAAGGUUGCCAGCAAGGAGCUGUGAGGAGCGUCACUCCAUCGGCACCACGCCACCGAUCCACAAGUCUUCAAGCGUAAAACGUAAAGCCAACAAAACCAAUA